UUUCUCAGAAGGUGUUUCAGUGUUUGGAUUAUGGUUUAGGGGACGAGGGUUUUUCCGUCUACAUAGCGAAAGGUAACGCCCUUCUUCCCUCCGCUCUCUUUGCCGACGCAUCGAACUACGCCGCCGCUUCCCAUCCUUCUCGUAUCCUCUCGUCGUCCGGAGCCAGCUCCCUGCUCCUGUUUGACCAACCAAACCCUAGCUAGGUUUCUUCCCCUUUCGACGCGCUACAUUACAUUAUGAAAGUGUUACAGGCAAAUGCCGGGACUCUCACCAACUAUGAGGUUCUCGAAUUUCUACGCGGGAGAGGCGCGACGAGCGACCCUAUGGGGUGCCUUGGUGCGGCUGCGCCUUCCGAGUGCAAGAUAAAGGAAUCAAUCAAUGAGUUUUUGAAUAAAACCGAAAAGUUCAAACUUGCAAAAGUGGAGAAGCUCAAUAUCAUAAACCUGCGGCCAUCCAACCCAGCUAUUAUUGAUACGAUUAUAGAAUACGGUGAGAAGUGUCUAGCAAAAGACGACGUUAAAGGGAUAGACGAAGUUCAGGGACUUGUGGAUCUAGUGCUGGAGGUUUUACCACCACCUUCACCAAGGUCUGAAGAUGAGAUGCAAGGUCAGGAAGAGAUGCCCACUGAGAAAGCAAUGGAUGAAGAUUAGUUUUGUUUACAACAAAUUCUUAGUUCAAUGCUCAAAAGCGAUUGUACAUGGAUUUCAUCAUGUAAGCAACCUGUACCCUGAAUUAAUGAAGUUUGCUACUGUAAAAAGACUAGUGUUAAGUUAUUAAUUGAGCUACUGUUUCUGAUUUUCUUGGACAACUGAAAUAUC
Messenger RNA from Zingiber officinale, 818 nucleotides. RefSeq lists its product as uncharacterized. Gene Ontology annotation, biological process: transcription initiation at RNA polymerase III promoter. Gene Ontology annotation, molecular function: nucleotide binding. Gene Ontology annotation, cellular component: RNA polymerase III complex. The record is from RefSeq and is a predicted model, not a curated record. The transcript is spliced from 4 exons. Lineage: Eukaryota; Viridiplantae; Streptophyta; Magnoliopsida; Zingiberales; Zingiberaceae. The coding region runs from base 237 to 650 and encodes 137 amino acids.